Messenger RNA from Acanthamoeba castellanii str. Neff, 1038 nucleotides. RefSeq lists its product as uncharacterized. The record is from RefSeq and is a predicted model, not a curated record. NCBI's taxonomy places the organism in Eukaryota, Discosea, Longamoebia, Acanthamoebidae. The coding region runs from base 1 to 1038 and encodes 345 amino acids. Gene Ontology annotation, cellular component: cytoplasm. The transcript is spliced from 7 exons.
AUGGACCUGGCGCAGCAAUUUGGGGCGGUCAAGCUCAAGAAGGCCGCUGGUGGCACCCACGACCGCAGCGCACCCAUCGUCGCAGGGCAGGAGCACGACGCGUCGUCGUCGGUGGAGCAGUUCAAAAACAAGAUCCACGCCGUAUCGCGCGCGUCACCAACGCCCCUCCACCAGUCCCGUUCGCCUGUGAUCGAUGACACUCCUCCACACAUUCAGGAGCACACGUUCGCCACCGAGUUCCUGGACCUCUCCAUGGACGAAGCCCGGGCGCUGGUGCGCGAGUUCGACUGCCAGCGAGGGAGACAGGGCCAACAACAACAACAACAACACGACCAGCACGCGCAGAGCGAUGCGCUCGCGCUGGCCGACCUCGAGCGCAAGAUCGAUGGCCUCAUGGGCGCAUUCGCGCGCGACGGCGGCGCCUUCGUGCGGCUGUCCACGCGCAGCCCCAAGGACGCCGUCAUCAGCAGCGAGCGCACCCUCCACGAGUGGCAGGCAGAGCUGGCGAGACAGGGACCAGAGGCGGAGAGGGACGAGAACGCGAGGCUGGUGGCGCUCAUCAAGGCGUCGACGGCGGCGCUCAAAGUGCGGUCGGGACGCGAGGCGCUGGCGCUGGCCAAGGCCAGCGAGCGGAGCAACGAGGACCUCCUGCUGGCGCUCGAGUUCCCGCACCAAUGGGACAUGAAGAUCAUCACCCGCCAAUGGGUGGAGAUGCAUCCGGCGAUGGAGUUCCGGGGCUUUGUGUGCGGCAAGAAGCUCACCGCCCUCUCCCAGUACUUCCACAUCGUCCACUUCCCCGCCCUCGCCGCCCACAAGGACGAGAUCGCCCGGCGCAUUCAGGCGUUCUUCGCCGAGCGCAUCGUCGACCUGAUCCCGCUCGACAACUACGUCAUCGACUUUGGCAUCGCCUCGGCGACUGACGACAUCGUUGCCGACGGCGGCGGCGGCGAAGUGCUGGUGAUCGAGCUCAACCCGUUCAACGACUACGUCGGCUGCGGGCCUGUUCGACUGGCGGCGCGACCGGCGCGUGGUCGCUAA